AUGCACAAACAAGGAAUCCCAUUACUCACUUCGACGAACUGUACGGGACAGGUUCAUUUACUUGUGGGUUCGACACCGCUGAUUGCCUCCCGGGCGACGAAGGUGUUGGAUGCGGGUGCGGUACCGGUGUUGGUCACGGAGACGGCGACUGAAGAGUUACCGUAUGAUUUACGAAAACGGGUCGAGGAGGGUGUAGUCAGACAUAUUCAGCGAGGAUGGGAGGAGAAUGAUCUACAGACGCUGGGAAGACAGGAAGUUGGUGGAUGGGUCGAUACGGUGUUCUGUGCUCUACCGCCGACGGGAAAGAGUGCGCAAAAUCUAUCGGUGGCGUGUAAACGGAACAGAGUACCGAUCAACGUCGCCGACUCACCGAGUUUGUCGACGUUCACGCUACUCUCAACCCACACCGAUCUCCCACUCCAAAUCGGUGUCACGACCUCGGGGCGCGGAUGCCACCUCGCUUCCCGAAUCCGCCGAGAAAUCGUAUCAUCCCUUCCCAAAGAACUCCCCGCUGCAAUCGAACGUAUCUCGACCCUCCGCGAACGACUCUGGCACGCCUCGUCGACACCCUCAGCAGUGGUGGCACCACAAAGCGAAGACGAUAUCGAUCCCUCCACCCAGAUGAACGAGCUUGUCACCGCUGCACCGACAGAAGAGGACGCGGAUCAAGAGAAAGCGAAAACCCGGCGCGCGAGGUGGUUGGCGCAGAUUUGUGAGUAUUGGCCUCUGGAGCGAAUCGCUGCGUUGACGGACGCGGAGUUGGAUGGGAUGUUGGCGUCAUACACCUCGAACCCAUCUUCAGUAUCCACGACACCAGGGACGGAGGAAGCGAUGGGGAAGAAAGGCUCAAUCCACCUGAUCGGUUCGGGACCGGGGAGUCCGGGGUUAUUGACAGUCGCGGCCCACGAGGCAAUCAAAACCGCAACCCUAAUCCUCGCCGACAAACUCGUCCCCGCACCCGUCCUCGCUCUCAUCCCUCGCCGCACACCGGUGCACAUCGCCCGUAAAUUCCCCGGAAACGCAGAACUAGCACAACAAGAACUACUAGACAUGGGUCUCGCCGCCCUCCACCGCGGCGAAAAAGUCGUGAGACUCAAACAGGGCGAUCCAUACCUCUACGGCCGCGGCGGCGAAGAAGUCAUCUUUUUCCGCGAGCACGGGUAUGAAUGCACAGUCGUCCCCGGCGUGACAUCCGCGCUCUCGGGACCAUUGUUGGCGGGGAUCCCACCCACCCACCGUGGCGUCGCGGACGAAAUCCUCGUGUGUACUGGGACGGGGAGGAAGGGGGAACCGCCCAUGCCCCCACCCUACGUGAAAUCUCGCACGACCGUAUUCCUUAUGGCCAUCCACCGCCUCGACGCACUCGUUUCCUCACUCGUCACUCCACCACUCGACUCCCUAACCGCCUCCGCACCAUGGCCCAUGGACCUUCCGUGUGCCGUAAUCGAACGCGCAUCAUCCCGGGACCAACGCGUCGUGCGUACGCGGCUCGGAGACGUGGUUAGGGCUAUGGAGAGUGUGGGGGGGAGACCACCUGGGCUGAUUGUUGUGGGGUGGGCGUGCGAGGUGCUUGCGAAGACGGUUGUGCCGGAGGGUGGGUGGGUUGUUGAGGAGGGGCUUUCGGUCGGUAUACGGAGUUUGUGA
Messenger RNA from Saitoella complicata NRRL Y-17804, 1644 nucleotides. RefSeq names its product uroporphyrin-III C-methyltransferase. Lineage: Eukaryota; Fungi; Ascomycota; Saitoellomycetes; Saitoellales; Saitoellaceae. The transcript has 2 exons. Gene Ontology annotation, biological process: sulfate assimilation; siroheme biosynthetic process. The record is from RefSeq and is a predicted model, not a curated record. Gene Ontology annotation, molecular function: uroporphyrin-III C-methyltransferase activity. The coding region runs from base 1 to 1644 and encodes 547 amino acids.